AUGCCAAAGAGAGGGAGGAGGUCGGGUGUGGGGAAGGUCGAGUAUGAGGCGAAGAAGGUAAGGAUUGCGUUGUUGCAAGAGGAGGUAGCCCGGUUAGAAAGAGAGAUUGUGGUGGAAAAACAGAGAGCAAAAGAGACCAAUGAACGCUUUGAGAAGGCCAAGGAAGAGAGCGUUGGAACUGUUUCUAGGUAUCUCUUCAUGAACAUAGAGGAUCUUAACCAUGAGGAGUGCAAGGAGUACUACCAAGAGUUGAUGCGGAUCAACCAAGAAAUUGCAAAUCGGUUGUCCUUCGAGUCCACGGGCUCAAGCAUGCCAACCCCGCAGCUACAUGUGUCUUCAGUGGAAUCACAAACGAAGGAAGAAAAGUAG
Molecule: messenger RNA, 369 nt
Organism: Triticum turgidum subsp. durum (durum wheat)
Lineage: Eukaryota; Viridiplantae; Streptophyta; Magnoliopsida; Poales; Poaceae
Source: the annotation of a GenBank genome assembly